Messenger RNA from Rattus norvegicus (Norway rat), 1736 nucleotides. RefSeq names its product phosphatidylinositol-4,5-bisphosphate 4-phosphatase 1 (gene Pip4p1). Gene Ontology annotation, molecular function: phosphatidylinositol-4,5-bisphosphate 4-phosphatase activity. Gene Ontology annotation, biological process: cholesterol metabolic process; phosphatidylinositol dephosphorylation; response to sterol depletion. The record is from RefSeq and is a predicted model, not a curated record. Gene Ontology annotation, cellular component: plasma membrane; late endosome membrane; phagocytic vesicle membrane. NCBI's taxonomy places the organism in Eukaryota, Metazoa, Chordata, Mammalia, Rodentia, Muridae.
CGCCUCUCUCCAAUGGAGAAAGAACGCUCCCUUAACAAACCGGGAACUGUUUCAGGUCCACAAAUGACAGUGCAGAGGGGCGGGGUCAGUCUGUCACGUGAGCGGGGCGGCACUGGCUGCAGGCGAACGCGGCGCGCAGGCGUCUUAGGGACCCGGUAGCGACGGCGGCGGCGGCGGCGGUCACAGCGGCGGCGGGAGCUGGUCGCUGACCAAGCGGGAGUCGCCAUGGCGGCAGACGGAGAGCGCUCCCCGCUGCUCUCCGAGGCCGGCGAUGGCGGCGCUGGUGGCAACGGCUUAGCGGGUCCGGGCGGGAGCGCGACUGGGCCCGGUGGAGGCCUGACGCCCUCCGCACCUCCGUACGGAGCCGCAUUUCCCCCGUUCCCUGAGGGGCAUCCAGCUGUGUUGCCUGGAGAGGACCCACCCCCCUACUCACCCCUGACUAGCCCGGAUAGUGGGAGUGCCCCCAUGAUUACCUGUCGAGUCUGUCAGUCUCCGAUCAACGUGGAAGGCAAGAUGCAUCAGCAUGUAGUCAAAUGUGGUGUCUGCAACGAAGCCACCCCGAUCAAGAAUGCACCUCCAGGAAAGAAGUAUGUCCGAUGUCCCUGUAACUGUCUCCUUAUCUGCAAAGUGACUUCUCAGCGGAUUGCCUGCCCUCGGCCCUACUGCAAAAGAAUCAUCAACCUAGGGCCUGUACAUCCAGGACCUCUGAGUCCAGAACCACAGCCAAUGGGUGUCAGGGUCAUCUGUGGACAUUGCAAGAAUACGUUUCUGUGGACAGAAUUCACAGACCGAACCUUGGCACGAUGCCCUCACUGCAGAAAAGUGUCAUCUAUUGGGCGCAGAUAUCCUAGGAAGAGAUGCAUUUGCUGCUUCUUACUUGGUUUACUCUUGGCAGUCACUGCCACUGGCCUUGCUUUUGGCACAUGGAAGCCUGCACAGCAAUAUGGAGGUAUCUAUGCAGCCUGGGCGUUUGUCAUUUUGUUGGCCGUUCUAUGUUUGGGCCGGGCCCUUUACUGGGGCUGUAUGAAGGUCAGCCAUCCUGUCCAGAACUUCUCCUGAGCCCCUUGAUGCAGUGUGUGCCUGGCGGCUGCCUGGUACCACAGUAACACUACAAAAGGCUCUCUGGACUUCUAAAGGAAGCCAAACAGCUGGCUCCCUUUUCCCUGGGGAGAGGUAGGAAGGAACCAGCCCCUGACUUAGGUUUGGAGGGGUAGGGAAGACCAUUGCUGACUGGCUGCUUUCUUCCAAGGACUGCUGUUUAGGGUAAAUAGACAACAUUGCCCCUAAGCCUGGAUCCUAAAGAUGGUUCUAGCCAUGUCCUUCCUGUAUGUGCUCUUUGAGAACCAUUCCUGUCCCUCAGUACAUUCCAGGGCAGGGUGGGGGUGGAAAGUGGGAGGGGGUGUUCCCCUCCCUCUUGUGUACCGUUAGGACCUUGCUGCUGCUAUUGCACUUCACCAGGGGCUGGCUCCGGCCUCAACACCCUCAGUCUCUUCUCCCCACAUUUCGGGUCCCGUGGGGUGGGGUCAGCCACUGCUCUGUACAGAACUACAGGAACUGUUGUGUAUAUAUAUAACUAUUUAAUAUGGGAUAUGUUCCCCUAACCCUGUGCAUCCCUGAAUUCCUCCUUCCGGCUUUACUUCCAGUUGAAGUAUUGAACUGGGCUGAGGUAGGGUCACUGUCUUGGGAGAGGUCAGGGAUUCAUCUGUGCUUGUAAAUAAAUAAUGUCAUGACUGUAA